Molecule: messenger RNA, 1119 nt
Organism: Nannizzia gypsea CBS 118893
Lineage: Eukaryota; Fungi; Ascomycota; Eurotiomycetes; Onygenales; Arthrodermataceae
Exons: 4
Coding region: 1-1119 (372 amino acids)
Source: RefSeq, a predicted model, not a curated record
AUGGCCAUGUCUGGGCUGGAUUACUUGGGGACAACCGUUCUGGUUGUUGCUUGGGUCUUUGCUGCCCUCGCUUCUAUCGUCGUUGGUACCCGAUACUAUGUGCGCUGGAGGAUCAUAGGGAAAUUUACUAUAGAUGACGCCCUCAUCUUCAUUGCCUACGCCCUUGGAAUAGGAAAUUCUGUUUUUUUGACCAUAUCUACUCACUGGGGUUUGGGAACCCACAUGGCAGAGUUAUCACCCCAAGGGAUCAUGAACUCCGUCAAAUGGGUGUAUCUCUGCGAGUUCUUCUCUAUCAUGUCGCCAGGCAUAGGUCGGAUAGCCUAUGCAUCUUUACUUCUGGGUCUUCUUCCUCCCAUCAAAUGGCGCAGUCGCAUGCUCUGGAGUCUGAUAUGGAUCCAGUUCGUCGUCGAUGUCGCGACUGUGAUCAUCAGUUUCUCACAGUGCCGCCCUAUCAGUAAAUUUUGGAACAAUAGCAUACCAGGUAGCUGUUGGUCUCCUAAAGUCCAGCAGAACACGGGCUACUUUCAGGGAGCGGUAUGUUCGGCGGUUGACCUUGCUCUUGCGGCCUUUCCUGCCAGUAUGUUCUGGAAUCUGAACAUGGAGUGGAAGAAGAAAGUAUCUCUUUCAUGUCUUAUGGGACUGGGUGUUUUUGCGAUGAUUGCGUCAAUUAUUAAGACCGUCCAGCUGAGAGCAAUUACCGCAAAGGCCGAUAUUACCUAUGCCAUGGCCCAGCUCGCCAUCUGGUGGACGCUAGAGGCAUACCUGGUCAUCAUCGCAACAUCGAUACCCACUCUCAGGCCGAUAAUGACGCCCAACCGGUCCAGCAACAGACAGCGAGGAAGCUCGAUCAAAAGAUCGACCAUGAUCCACUCCCAUCAAUCCAGUUGCGGUCAUAGCAGACAGUUUGAACGAAUAGAAGACUCCCAGCUGCUGGAGAGUGAUUCACGAAUAAGCACCCCCUAUGCGGGCGAUGCUUAUAUUAUGGAAGAGGGACGCAGCAUGGAUCGCAAUAAUCUGGAAAGAAUGGAGGGGAUCGAGAAGACAACCACCAUCGGCGUCACGUAUGCUGAAGCCACCAAGCCGGAUCCUCGGCUGAGGCUAGGGGCCGAUUUUCGAUGA